GUUUCUCUCACUCAUCUCAAUUUUCUUCUUGUCAAUUAAUUUUCUGUUUGAAAAUCAAACGAAUCGUCGACUGGGAACUUCGCCGCCGACCUUUAUCCGAUGGCCGGAACAUUGGUGGCUCCACUGAAAUCGCUCCACUAGGGUUUGGAAAAAUUGCAGGAAUCGGUUUGGCGUUAAGCAUUUGGGGGGGAAAGAAAAAUAGAAGUUUGGAGGCAGAGUUUUCUGUAUUAAAAGUCCCUGAUUAAUUUUGUUUUGGGGAAGUUGUGAUCUGUCGAAAUUUCUUUAUUGGGUGGUGUAAAGACUGGGGAAGCUAGGUUUGGGAUAAGGAGGAUAAUGUGUAUACUCUGCGUGAUUCAGAAGUGGUCGAGGAGGAUUGCUACCAUGCUGCCAUGGCUAGUAAUUCCACUGAUUGCCCUGUGGGCCCUGUCUCAGCUCUUACCGCCUGCAUUUCGGUUUGAAAUCACAUCUCCACGGCUUGCCUGUGUAUUAGUCCUGUUAGUAACUCUCUUUUGGUACGAGGUUCUGAUGCCUCAGCUAUCAGCGUGGCGGAUCAGGAGGAAUGCUAGGCUUAGGGAGAGGAAGAGGUUCGAGGCUAUUGAGUUGCAGAAACUGAGGAAGACCGCAACUCGGAGGUGUAGAAAUUGCCUGACCGCAUAUCGUGAUCAGAAUCCUGGUGGGGGAAAGUUUAUGUGCUCCUACUGCGGCCAUAUUUCGAAAAGGCCGGUCCUGGACUUGCCCGUGCCACCAGGGAUGGGCAAUUCAGGGAUUCUGAAAGAUCUUGUGGGCAAAGGCGGGAAGAUAUUGAAUGGAAAGGCUUGGUCUGAUAACGGGUGGAUGUGCGGGCAGGAUUGGCUAGAGAAUGGGAACUGGGCCGGCGGGCCUUUUGCUGGGAAAUCGAGUUAUGGGAAGAGGAGUGGCGGGGGCUUGUUUCGUGGGGAUGACAGCCAUUGUCUGGCGGAGAAGUCUUAUUCUCGUGUUUUUAUUUUUGCCUGCAGGGCACUAACAGCAGUUUUCUUGUGUGUCGUGUGGGUUUGGAGAAAGAUUUUUAGGGUUAGUUCCUCCAGAGAUGAUGCUUUAGCCGAUGCAGCUCGCCGAGGAAUGUUGGAUAACAGAGGUGAGAAUGGUGGGAGUGGUCAGGAGAGCAGAGGAGAGAAAGCUCGAAGGAAAGCCGAGGAGAAGAGGCAGGCUAGAUUAGAGAAGGAGCUAUUAGAGGAGGAGGAAAGAAAGCAAAGAGAGGAGGUUGCGAGGUUAGUUGAAGAAAGAAGGAGACUACGGGAUGAAAAAAUGGAGGCUGAAAAAGAUUAUGGAAAGGGCGGCUCACCUCGUGCAAAGGCACGGGAUAGCAAAAAGGAAGCUGAAAGGAAGCGUCAAGAAAGGAAGAAGGAGAGAGAUAAGGGGUCUAGCAAGAGCAAUUCUGAUGCUGAGGAGUUGGAAAGGAGAGCAGGCAACCAAAACAUUAAGAAUGAAAGGGGGCAACACACCAGUACACCUGAUAGUGUGAGAACUCAUGGCACUGAAAUGGGGCAUGGGUAUAAGGGUGCUGGUGCAGGCAUUCAUGGCCGAGGGAAUGCUGGGACGAGAUACUUUGAUAGGAUGAGGGGAACCUUUCUAUCUUCUUCUAGGGCAUUCACUGGAGGCGGUUUCUUUGGGAAGAGUACAAACACUUCCACUAUUUCUAGAGAUCACAAAACCAGUGGAUUGGUAGGAACUGUUCAAUCUUCGACCUAUAGGAAAGAAAUACCAGAACGGGUUUCUGGGCGAUCAAUCGGAAAUGGAGAUGAUAAGAGUGCUAAUCGCCCUAUACUCAUUGAAUCUCAACCAAGUACAGCACCUAAAAAAUCAUGGCAGCAAUUAUUCACUCGCUCAUCUGCUGGUUCUCCAGCACCACCCUCAAAUCCUAAUGUCAUAAGCAGACAAACAGGGAACCACAAAUCAGAAGUUCAAAACCAGCCCGUUUCUUGCCAACUCACCUCAACACAAUCAUUCGACAACCCUAUUAAUUUUGGUCUGGCAAAUCCGUUUAGUUUACCUUCGUUUCCUUUUGUAUCUACUAGUAGCACCAGUACUAUUCCUCCAGUUUCCUCUGGUGCCAUGCUUCCGAAAACGUUAGAUUCCCCGCACCAGCUUUUACCAGAGGAGUUGGAGAUAUUUGAAGACCCUUGUUAUGUUCCGGACCCUAUAUCUUUGCUUGGGCCCGUCUCCGAAUCGCUUGAUAACUUUCAGCUGGAUCGGGGUUUUGCAACCGAUCCUAGAUUUGAAAAACCAGGCCCUGUAAAGACUAAAGCUGCACCUUCUGUGGUUACCAAGCCAUCACCGAUUGAGUCUCCAUUGUCACGAUCACGUGUGUCUGAAGAACAGCAUGCCUGUUCUCUCCUUUUCCCAGGAAGCCCAAAGGACCAGGACAAUAAUUCUGUCAACACAAAUGACAAUAGAACAUGGCAGAUGUGGAAUAGCUCCCCCCUUGGACAGGAUGGUCUUGGUAUAGUUGGUGGGCCUGCCAUUGGUUGGCAUCUGUACCCGGAGAUGAACUUGCUGAAAAAAGAUCACAUCCAUCCAGUCCCUCGUAAAACGAUGGCAUCUCUGUUCAAGAAAGAUGAGAAAGCUAUACCUAAUGGGCAUCCUUCACAGAAUGUUUUGUUUGGACAUGCUCCGAAUGGUGGAGCAUUUAAUACAUCUUUGCCUCCUAAUGUUGAUGAUCCAUGGUUGCCAAGAACUUUAUUUGGGCAUAAUAUAGGUCCCCAAAAUCAGAUUCUGCUGAAACCUAAGGAGGAUGGUUUGCAGAAUGGCCUUAUUUAUGGAAAUUCCAGUACUCCUACUGCUAACCAACAAUAUGACCUUUCUGCUGUGGAUUCUUGGCAUAAAAAAGACUGGCCUGUGCCGGGGUCACGAGAUGGUGUUGGGAAUUCUCCGGUCAGUAGGCCCCACAUUGGAGGCCUGUACACCCCGCCAGAUGUACAGUCUCUUUGGUGAUAUGAUAUUAUUAUUAGAUAGGAAGAGGAAAAAAAAGAACAAGAAAAGGAAGGAAAUGAGUAAAGUAUGAGGGAGUCUGAGUACACCUCUUCUGACGAGGGAAAACAUAAACCUCUUUUUGAGAGGAUUUAAAGAACAUUUGCAUCUUCCUUCUUUUUUCUGUACAAGGGAGAUUUACUUUUAGCAUGAUAGCACUUUUUAAAUGGAAUGCAUUUCUGUUUGUGAGGUCUAAUUUGGUUAUUAACCGGACUCGAGUGUUCUUUUGUUCUGAUCUGACUGGAAGAGAGGGAGACACUUUUAGACUCUGUGUGAAUAUAUGAUGGUUAUGGCAAGUUUUUUUAAUGACUUCCACGCCCGAUAUAUCCAGUUUUUUAAUAGAUUGCGUAAUAAUACAAUCGGCUCGUGUCGUG
Messenger RNA from Striga asiatica, 3380 nucleotides. Lineage: Eukaryota; Viridiplantae; Streptophyta; Magnoliopsida; Lamiales; Orobanchaceae. The record is from the annotation of a GenBank genome assembly.